AUGGGCAGGUAUGAGUACCCUUCCACAUCUUUCCUUAAUGUUGUUUUGUUUCUCCUUUGUUUCUGCCCCAUGGUGUUGUCCCUGCUAUCACAAAACCAAACAGAAACCAUGAACAACAUCUUAAAGAAUCUCACUCCUACUAUUUCAUGGAGUGGCUCAGACCCAUGUGCAUGGAAGGGAGUGAGUUGUGACCCUAUCAAUUCCUAUGUAGUAGGGAUAUCUUUAUCUGCGUUCUCACUCUCUUCUUCUGACUUUUUGCCUCUUGUUUGCAAAAUUGAAACUUUGGAGCAUCUUGAUGUCUCCAACAACCAUCUGAACUCAAUCCCUGAUGGAUUCAUCACUGAGUGUGGAAAGAUUAAGGGGUUGAAGUUGUUGAAUUUCAGUACUAACAAAUUAGGAGGUGUUUUACCUACUUUUCAUGGUUUUGAAGCAUUGGAAUCCCUGGAUAUGUCUUUCAAUAUGUUGAGAGGAAAUAUUGGAUUCGAGUUAGAUGGGUUGGUUAGCCUCAAAAGUUUGAAUCUUACUUUCAAUAAAUUCACUGGGUCUCUUCCAACCAAUUUGGGAAAGUCCAUGGUUUUAGAGAAUCUUCUGCUUUCUAACAAUCGCUUUGAUGGCGAAAUCCCUGAUGAAUUAUUGAGUUAUGAAAAUUUGACUUGGAUUGAUCUUAAGGCCAAUAAUCUUUCACGGUCUAUUCCUAUCAAUAUUGGGAAGCUUUCUAAAUUGGAAACCUUGAUCCUUUCCGCUAAUAACCUCAUUGGUGAAAUUCCAACUUCCCUAACGAGCAUCACCAAACUUUCAAGAUUUGCAGCAAAUUAUAACAAUUUCACAGGUACUAUACCACCAGGAAUUACAAAAUAUCUCACCAGUUUGGAUCUUAGUUUUAAUAAUCUGUAUGGAACUAUUCCGGGAGAUCUUUUGUCUCCACCACAGUUGCAGGUUGUAGAUUUGUCCAAUAAUAUGCUAAACGGAUCAUUACCUUCGAAAUUUUCUUCAAAGUUGUUCAGGUUGAGGUUGGGGAGCAAUCAACUGAAUGGAAACAUUCCUUCAGAUGCUUUUGUAGAAGGUCAUAAUUUGACAUACUUGGAGCUGGAUAACAAUAGCUUUACGGGAUCAAUACCAGCUGAGUUGGGUUCUUGCAGGAAUUUGGCAUUGUUGAAUUUAGCUCAGAACCAGUUGAGUGGUGUAUUGCCACAACAACUUGGUAAUCUUGAGAAUCUUCAAGUCUUGAAGCUUCAAUUAAACAAGCUUAAUAGUACAAUACCAACUCAAAUUGGUCAACUUCAAAAGCUGUUAACCCUGAACUUGGGCAGGAAUUCUCUGGGUGGAUCAAUUCCAUCUGAGAUUACACGUUUAAGCGCUCUUAACUUCUUGUACUUGCAUAGCAACAAUCUUAGUGGUUCCAUACCGACAACCAUUGACAACUUGAGUGUUCUUUUUGAACUCCAACUUGGGGAAAACCACCUAAGAGGUGUGAUUCCAAAUAUGCCAUUGAGUCUUCAGGUUUCACUGAAUCUUAGUAGCAACAUCUUUAGUGGCUCUAUUCCUAGCAGUUUCGGUAGUUUGAAAAACCUGGAAAUCUUGGAUCUCUCAAAUAACAACUUUUCUGGUCAAAUUCCCGAUGAUCUGACUAAAAUGAUAUCUUUGACACAGUUGUUACUUUCUAACAAUCCUCUGUCCGGUGAAAUUCCAAAAUUCACUCAAAAAAUUUAUGUUGAAUACGUUGGAACUAAUCUGAAAAAUAAUACUGCACAGGGCAACCCAACAGCCGACACUGUCUCGAAGAAGGGAAUAUCCGUUGCAGUAGCCAUUCUCAUUGCAAUUGUUGCGGCUAUUUUUCUUGUUGGGCUUGUCACUCUGGUGGUGUUGUCAUUUUCGCGCCACUAUUACAGGGUUAAUGACGAGCAUUCACAGUCCAGAGAAGAUCAUCAGCAAAGUCCGCUAAUCCAAAGUAAUUUGUUAACUCCUAAUGGAAUACAUAGAUCAAACAUUGUCUUCUCCAAAGCCAUGGAAGCUGUUGCUGAAACAUCAAAUAUUACUCUUAAAACAAGGUUUUCAACUUAUUAUAUGGCUGUCAUGCCGUCUGGUUCAAUCUAUUUUGUCAAGAAACUGAACUGGUCUGACAAGAUAUUGCCAGUGGGAAAUCAUGACAAAUUUGGGAAAGAGCUUGAAGUCUUGGCAAAAUUGAACAAUUCAAAUGUCAUGACUCCUUUGGCCUAUGUUCUGUCUACUGAUACUGCUUAUUUACUAUACGAGUUUAUCUCAAAUGGCUCCCUCUUUGAUGUUCUUCAUGGAAGCAUGUGUUUGUCUUUAGAUUGGGCUAGCAGAUACAGUAUAGCUGUUGGAGUGGCUCAAGGACUCUCUUUUCUUCAUGGAUUCGCCUCUAGUCCAAUACUACUCCUUGACCUGUCAAGUAAAAGUAUUAUGCUGAAGUCCCUCAAGGAGCCUCUAGUUGGGGAUAUUGAACACUACAAGGUGAUUGAUCCCUCAAAGAGUACAGGAAACUUAUCUGCAGUUGCUGGUUCAGUUGGUUAUAUUCCUCCAGAGUAUGCAUACACAAUGACAGUAACAAUGGCUGGGAAUGUCUACAGCUUUGGUGUGAUUCUGCUUGAACUGCUGACAGGAAAACCUGCGGUCACCGAGGGAACAGAAUUGGUCAAGUGGGUUUUGCGUAAUUCAACAAACCAAGAUUACAUUCUUGACUCUAACGUCAGUAAAACAUCACAAGCAGUCAGAAAUCAGAUGCUUGCAAUUCUUGAGAUUGCUCGUGUUUGUGUUAGUACAUCCCCAGAAUUAAGACCAAAGAUGAAGAGUGUGCUAAGGAUGCUCUUAAAUGCUAGAUAA
Molecule: messenger RNA, 2841 nt
Organism: Sphenostylis stenocarpa
Lineage: Eukaryota; Viridiplantae; Streptophyta; Magnoliopsida; Fabales; Fabaceae
Source: the annotation of a GenBank genome assembly